AUGGCACUGCAAAUAGAAAAAGAAUCUGCCUCGAGCGCUUCAUUUUUCGAUUUUAAUAAAGAAAAACAUCCAUUUAUUGUUCAAAAAUAUGGAGGAACUAGUGUAGGAAAAUUUUUGGAACCUAUUGCAAAUAUUGUAAAAUCGUAUCUAGACACAAAACGAGUUGUAAUUGUAUGUUCUGCUCGAAGUGGGGAGACGAAGUCCAAAGGAACUACAAAUAGAUUAUUAAGCGCCGCAGAAGAUGUUCGAGAUUCCACAUCCAAAAAACACAUUGACAUAGUCCACGAAAUCUGUAAAGAUCACAUAGAUGCAGCAAAAGGGUAUAUUCGUGACCCGGAAAUUCUUGCAGAUUUGGAAAAAGAGUUGCGUCACGAUUGUAAAAAACUUCAAAACUUUUUGGAAGCCGCACAAAUUAUUGGGGAAAUCUCACCGAAAUCCAAAGAUAACAUUGUCGGUGUUGGCGAAAAAUUAUCAUGUCGUAUCGUGACUGCCGUCUUGAAGGAUAAGGGUAUUGACGCGAAAUUUGUCAACCUGGAUAACAUUGUCGAAAAAGAGUUUAAUUCUAAUAACCUCGAUCAAGGCUUUUACGACUAUCUAUCGAAUCGUCUCUCACGGGAAGUAAUCAAUUGUGGAAACAGUGUCCCAGUAUUGACAGGAUUUUUUGGCACUGUCCCAGGCAGCUUACUAAGCAAUAUCGGACGUGGAUACACCGAUCUUUGUGCUGCUCUUGUAGCAGUUGGAUUAAAUGCCGAAGAACUUCAAAUAUGGAAAGAAGUCGAUGGUAUAUUCACCGCAGAUCCACGUAAAGUCCCACAAGCGCGUCUUUUACCAAUUAUCACACCUGAAGAAGCAGCCGAAUUAACGUAUUACGGAUCUGAGGUGAUACAUCCAUUUACUAUGAAACAAGCAAUACGCGCAAAAAUCCCGAUUCGUAUUAAAAACGUGAAAAAUUCACAAGGACAUGGAACCAUAAUUUUUCCCAAUAUAGAAAUCAUCAAUGGCAAAAAAAAUAAUGGUGACAUUAAUAAUGACAAUGCCAUUGUAACAUUACCCAAAAAUGGACAUACUACAACUUCGCCUAUUCCUCGAUUAUUGUUCGAAAAUGGGUAUUAUUACGACAUGACACGGCGGCAGCCAACCGCUGUCACCAUUAAAGACAACAUCAUCAUCCUCAAUAUACACUCGCAUAGUAAAGUGGCGAGUUAUGGCUUUCUUGCGAAUGUAUUUGUUACGUUGGAUAGGUAUGGGAUUGUGGUGGACUUGAUUUCGACAAGUGAAGUUCAUGUGUCGAUGGCGCUUGGCGUUGAAGUAAGCGAGCGCGAUUUACAGAAUGCUAUAGGAGAGUUGCGAAAGUUUGGAAGUGUUUCCAUGCAAAAGAAUCAAGCGAUCUUGAGCUUAGUCGGAAAACAAAUGAAAAACAUGGUCGGUAUUGCCGCUAAAAUGUUUACCACGUUGUCAGCUGCCAGCAUCAACAUUGAGAUGAUAUCGCAGGGUGCAUCCGAGAUCAAUAUCUCGUGCGUUAUUGAUGAACAGGAUGCUACAAAAGCAUUGAAUGUUAUUCAUCAGGAACUUUUGACUACUUCUCCCCUUAUUAAUAUAGGAAGUGGACCCUGGUUCUAUUGA
Messenger RNA from Ambispora leptoticha, 1623 nucleotides. NCBI's taxonomy places the organism in Eukaryota, Fungi, Glomeromycota, Glomeromycetes, Archaeosporales, Ambisporaceae. The record is from the annotation of a GenBank genome assembly.